AUAGGUAAUUCCUCGCCAUCCGACUGAGCUUCAGCCGGCCCCGUCUCUCGCGCCUCCCGCCCGUCAAAAAGGCAAGGCCAGGGCAGGGGAGAGAAGAAAGAAAAAAAAAGAGAGCGAGAACACCUCCUCUCCCCACCGACCUACCUACCUACCGACCUACCCCGUCUCGCCCGCCCCCGCCAUGCCGCCGCACCUGCACCCCCGGUCGCGCAUGACCUCGUCACUCUUCGCCACCACCGUCGCCGCGAGCUUCUUCGUCGUCGCGCUGCCGCACAUCCUGCCGUGCCCGGCGCCGCGCGUGGCGUACGCGGACUCGGACGGGGCGCGGCGCCGGCGGCCGCGACGAGCGCCCCAGCCGGGCCGGGAAGAGGACGGCGACGACGACGCCAUCGCCAUCGCCACCACCGCCGCCGCCCCCGGCGCCAGGAAGACCCCCGGCGCCAGGGAGUGCCCCGUCCCCAAGCCCGGCGGCUUCGUCGGCGAGCUGAUGGGGUUCGGCCCCGCCAAGACCCAGACGCGCCGGGAGACGCUGGAUGACGACCACAACGUAGAGGAUGGCAGGUGAGGGUGCGGGAGAAAGAAAAAAAAAAGAGAGAGGGAGGGAGGGAGAAAGAGAGAGGCGGCGUGGUGUCGAAAGUAGAGGUCGUAUGCAGUGAAGGAGUGUGCGCAUAUACCUAUGUGCGACCGGUCGGCCGACCAACCAAUAUGGAACGUUCGGAGUUCUUUCUCGCUCAGCGUUAGGAGCGGAUACAUGCUAACCUCUCAACAUCUCGAGGGGGGAGAGAUAUUCAAAAAAGCCAAUCUAAGCAAUGAAUACGUCUCGCUGGGGAACGGCUUAUAUACCUAUGUAAAUCUGUACGGGAUCUGAGCGUGGAGCACGUUGGUUCUACAGCCAUAAAUGCUAGAUGGUUAGAUAGUGAACCCCCCCCCCCCCCCCAACAUCACAAGUUU
Durotheca rogersii is the source of this 951-nucleotide messenger RNA. RefSeq lists its product as uncharacterized. Lineage: Eukaryota; Fungi; Ascomycota; Sordariomycetes; Xylariales; Xylariaceae. Gene Ontology annotation, biological process: mitochondrial respiratory chain complex IV assembly. Gene Ontology annotation, cellular component: mitochondrial matrix. The record is from RefSeq and is a predicted model, not a curated record. The transcript is spliced from 2 exons. Bases 182 to 565 code for a protein of 127 amino acids.